Messenger RNA from Corythoichthys intestinalis (scribbled pipefish), 4759 nucleotides. RefSeq names its product docking protein 6 (gene dok6). Gene Ontology annotation, cellular component: cytoplasm. The record is from RefSeq and is a predicted model, not a curated record. Gene Ontology annotation, biological process: positive regulation of MAPK cascade; Ras protein signal transduction; cell surface receptor protein tyrosine kinase signaling pathway. The transcript has 8 exons. Bases 163 to 1170 code for a protein of 335 amino acids. NCBI's taxonomy places the organism in Eukaryota, Metazoa, Chordata, Actinopteri, Syngnathiformes, Syngnathidae.
CCGCCGAAACCGGGCAGCCUGAGCGCUGACACGGGAGCAGGUUACCCGACGCUCGCUUCUCUCCCGUCGGAUGUCUCUCGGACAGAAGCGCGAGUGAGACGUCUCCAACAAAAGAUAUUCGAGUCGCUAGUUCUGGGGGGGCUCUCGGCGUCCCCCUCGACCAUGGCUUCCAACUUCAACGACAUAGUGAAACAGGGAUACGUGAGGAUACGGAGUAAGAAACUGGGGAUCUUUAGAAGAUGUUGGCUGGUAUUCAAAAAGGCGUCAAGUAAAGGACCACGGCGCUUGGAAAAGUAUCCCGAUGAGAAAGCCGCCUACUUCAGAAGUUUACACAAGAUCACUGAGCUCCAUAAUAUCAAGAACAUUAGCAGGAUGCCGAGAGACGCCAAGAAGCACGCGGUGGCCAUCAUCUUCUGUGACGACACGUCCAAGACUUUUGCAUGUGAUUCAGAGCUGGAUGCGGAGGAAUGGUGCAAGCUGCUGAGUGUGGAGUGCCUGGGCAGCCGUCUCAACGACAUCAGCCUGGGCGAACCAGACUUGCUAGCAGCGGGGGUGCAGCGCGAGCAGAACGAGCGUUUUAACGUGUAUUUAAUGCCCACUCCGAACUUGGACAUCUACGGGGAGUGCACCAUGCAGAUCACCCAUGAGAACAUCUACCUGUGGGACAUCCACAACGCACGCCUCAAACUCGUCAUGUGGCCUCUCAGCUCGCUCCGCAGAUAUGGCAGAGACUCUACAUGGUUUACGUUUGAGUCGGGAAGGAUGUGCGACACAGGCGAGGGCUUGUUCACGUUCCAGACACGAGAGGGGGAGAUGAUCUACCAGCGCGUCCACUCGGCCACUUUGGCCAUUGCCCAGCAGCAUGAGAGGAUGAUGGAGGAGAUGGAGAAAAGCUCCCAGAUGCGCUCUUCAGAGACCCUCAGCAAGUCCAUCUCUCUGCCCCGUAGCGCUUACUGGCAGCACAUCACGCGGCAGAACAGCGUGGGUGAUCUCUACAGUUACCAAGGGAGCAGCUUGUCCAUGACGUUCAUCCCUCGAGCUCAGACCUUCCCCAACUUCUUGUCCCACGAGCCCGAAAGGGAAGCGGAAAAGGAGACAGGAGAAGAAGGGAGGCAGCGCUCGCCCUCUAGUGGCCGAUCGGCCACCUGCAACAGGAGGCCGCUCCAAUGACAAACGUGGACGACUGACUGAGAACACUUGGAGCAAAGCUGGAAACACAAUAGGCUCUCGUGUACAACUCUAUGAUUAUACGGCGUCAUUCCAUUGGGUUUCAAAUAGUGUCGACCUAGUUUUGUACGUUGCGUGACAGCAAAAAUAGCGCAUUAAAGGUCCUUUUUUAGUUUAUAUUCAUUUCAGAAUAUUCGGAACAUGUUGCCAGGAAACGGAAUUACAUAUUUUGUCACGGUUGACCUUAUUAAAGCAGACAUAUCAAACUCCACUAUUUUUCCGAGAUAUGAAUGCCCAAUAUUCAUCGACACGUUUGUUUAUUAAGCGGAUUGUAGUCUGCACUGCAUCAUAUUCUGAGGCAGAGGUGGACAUGACAGAGCAUUUACAUUGUUUAAGAGUAAUAUUUGUUGCAUUAACGCAGCCUGAAAAUCCUCAUUUGAAAUGUACUUAUUAAAUUUUUUGAUAUAUCAUAAUACAAAUAAGCAAGGGCGUAGGUUUGCGUAGGGACGGUAGGGACAUAACACUACCAAAUUUUCAGGAUCCCCAAAUUGUCCCCACCAACUUUUGAGCAACUUUAAUUGCAUUAUAUUUAGUGCUGCAACGAUUAAUCGAUUAACUCGAGUAUUCGAUUACAAAAUUUUUUUUGUUGCUUCGAGUAUUCGUUUAAUUAAAGUGGCGUUUUAAUGGUUUAUUUUGAAAGUGUUUGCAAUUAGUUUUACUGAUGAGGGUGGAUACACUGCCCUCUGGUCUGCCUCUUUUCACAUGGCUGAAUCCAACUGCUCCCUGUUAAGACCAACGUAAGUUUUUGUUUGAGCUCAUGUUUUUUAAUGCAUUCUUAAUUUAGUUCAUCGGUAUAUUUAGCAGUUUUUUGUGGGAAUAUGUGUCUGAACCAUUUGUUAGGGGCAUUGUAAAAAAAAAUUUUUUUUUUUUUUUCGCAUUUUAUAGCAUUUAAGCUAGCGGACCUUUUCUAUAUAAGUUAGCCAGUUGUUCUUUUGUUGUACAUAGAUCCUCAAAAAAAAAAAAAAAGAAAUUAUACAGUUUGAGGCUCAGCUCAGGUGUUUUAAUUUUUCAUGUUCCUUACCCGAUUAUUCGAACUAAGUAGUCCAUCAAUUAAUCAACUACUAAAAUAUUCGAUAGCUGCAGCCCUAAUUAUAUUAUGGCUUCAGUUAUAUAGGUCAUUUAGAUUGUCUACUCAUAUGCUGUAAGGAUAAAAAUGACCCUACCAUUAUUAAUUAAAUUACAGUACUUUCAUUAUAUUAUGUUUAGACUUUUCACUUGCUGAAUGUGCCGGUCCAUUUUUUUCUCCCCCUCAAACGCAUGUUUGAUUGACUGAUGACUCCUCCGCCCCCUUCGAAGACGAGGGAUAUUAGGAUUUUUUUCCCACUAGCAACAGCCACUGUAAGAAAUGUAAAAAGGCGUCAAUGUUGUGAAGGUGGGGAACACACCACUAAUUUUUCUACUGAAAGUCCGACCUGCAUUAGAGUUAGCGUGACAUUAAUCUGUGUGAAUUUUUCGAGUAAACUCAUUCCAAUUCACAGCAAGUGUGAAAGUUCAUAUAAGACUACAGAUUUAUUUUGCAUGAACUAUUUACCUAUUAUUUAGUUGGGUUCAUAUUGGUGAGAAAUGUUGCCCUGAACCCAGGUUCACCCAAUCUGUUUGGUCUUUAAAAUGUCCCGUCCCCAGCAAAAAGUGUACAUGCAGGUUAUGCUGUUAUAUCGUCCCUACCAAUAUUGAAACCAAACCUAUGCCCUUGCAAAUAAGUAAACAAUGUUGAAUAUAAUUGAUUACCGUAUUUUUCGGACUCUAAGGCAUUUUUCCCCCUCGAUAGUUUGGGUGAGGGUGCGACUUAUGUUUGUAAUUAUUAACACAUUUUCAUAUCAUUGUUGCUUGUUAGCAUUUUCUUUUAGCUAUAGUUAUCUAAAUAAUACUUAAUAGCGACAGUGUAUCACAAAAGUGAGUACACGCCUCGCAUUUCUGCAGAUAUUUAUAUCUUUUCAUGGGACAACACUGAUAAAAUGACACUUUGACACAAUGAAAAGUAGUCUGUUAGUCUUAUUUUCCCCUCAAGAUAACUCAAAAUAUAGCCAUUAAUAUUAAACUCCUGGCAACAAAAGUGAGUACAUCGCAUAGAAACUACGUACAUCCCUAAAUGUCCAAAUUGAGUGCUGCUUGUCAUUUUCCCUCCAAAAUGUCAUGUGAGUCAUUACACAGGCAUGCAAACUGGUUAGGGGUGAAAAAGGUGACAAAGUAACAUGGACACACGGCAUGCGCGGAAAAGUGCAUUUCAUAGUGCAACCAGAGACAUCUCGAAUUAAACACAGUACAUAAUAAUUUAACACAUACAAGUCUAAAUCGCUCAUCCUGAAAUCAGAACAUAUAAGACGUAUUAAGUAGCAAGUUAUACCAGAUCUAAAUUAUAAAAGAUACAGUAUGUCCCAUUUGCCUUAAGUAAAGAACAGCUGUACUUCCCGUCUCUCGCUAUUGUCAGUCAUUUGUUGUCACGAGAAGAGAGUGGCGGUGAUAGGUCUAGGUCAUUGGACUAGAGCAGGGGUCCCCAAUCUUUUUGCACCACGGACUGGUGUUAUUUGGGUCUUUUUCCACGGACCGGUGUUCUGACAAAUUUUGCAACCCAUCAAAAAUUGCAACAAUGUGGUUCUGCGCAUGCGCGUAACGUUAAACAUAGCCGCAAAAUGCGCAAAUGCGGCGAUUCCAAAGUAAACGCUACACAAACUUUCUUGAAAGAAAGGAAUAUUAACUUACGUUUGAUCAUGGAAGGACUUGUAGAAAAGUUCUCCACAGAUACAUCCUGCACCUGCACACAAAAACUGCACACCGCUCUCACCAUUAACGACUUCGCCUUGUCGUUAAGCAUUAAUUAAGAAGCCCGCUUCACAAAGAUACGAUAUUGAAAAUUGCAGCAAGGUUUUCAAUGCUCUCGUAGCGAUGUCAGGAUAUUCCAGAAUGACUUUAAUCCAGAACCUCGGUAGAGUUGUUGUCUCAAAUGUACGUUUAAUAAGGUCGCUGUCAUUUGCGAUAUCUACAAGUAUAUCCUCCUGUUGCACAGACAUGCUCGAAUCACUCGGUUUAUUCACAAACGGGUCACGAAUCCACUUCUUCGCCGUUCGUGGGUCUUCGAGGUUGUAGGCUCGUCAGGUGCCCUUUUCGCCGUAAAAAUAUCUCCAAAGACGUCUGUUUUCCAGUCAUCUUCGCUCGUGUAGGGGCUAAUUAUUUCCGGGAACAAAUGUGCUGCGCCCGCGGCCUAGUAAUACGUUAUUAUCGAGGACAAGCGCACAUAGAUAUAUUAUAUACACAAACAAGAUGUACUGCUAGCAGUCCAAUCAAUGGAUUUCUAUGACGACAUUCUAAUCUAUCCCGUAGUAUUAUAUCUAGAGUAGAUAGGGAUAUUGGUGUGUUAAGCAGGGGCACAUUGUUGAUUUGGCCAGAAUGCGGCCGUUAUUAAAUAAUUAUUUCUGUGCGGCCCGGUGGCAAAUGCGCACCGGCAGAUGGGGACCCCUGGACGAGAGUGUAGUUUUGAGCAUGGACUACGGUUUUGAAGUUAAUGGUUUCACUCGCUCGUUGACAGUCACCCCCC